Molecule: messenger RNA, 2850 nt
Organism: Knipowitschia caucasica
Lineage: Eukaryota; Metazoa; Chordata; Actinopteri; Gobiiformes; Gobiidae
Source: the annotation of a GenBank genome assembly
AUGUUUGCAAAGGCGUGUCAGCAGCGCGGAAUAGAUAUAAAGGGGGAACAGAGGGACAGCAGACACUGUCUGCCACUUGGGACAGCUGAAUUAAGGAUCCUCAGCACAGUCAAGGGUCAGACAACAACCGCCACCAUGAGUACAGACGCUGAGAUGCAGAUUUACGGCAAGGCUGCCAUCUACCUCCGUAAACCAGAGAGGGAGAGGAUUGAGGCUCAAAGCGCUCCCUUUGAUGCCAAAAGUGCCUGCUACGUGGCUGAUGUCAAGGAGUUGUACCUCAAGGCUACAAUUGUCAAGAAGGACGGUGGCAAAGUCACAGUCAAGGUCUUGGACACUCAGGAGGAGAGAACAGUUAAAGAAGAUGAAGUCUCCCCCAUGAAUCCUCCCAAAUACGACAAAAUUGAGGACAUGGCCAUGAUGACCCACCUCAAUGAAGCUUCUGUGCUUUAUAACCUCAAAGAGCGUUAUGCAGCAUGGAUGAUCUACACCUACUCUGGGCUGUUCUGUGCGACUGUCAACCCCUACAAGUGGCUGCCAGUGUACGACAUGGAAGUUGUCAAUGCCUACAGAGGCAAGAAGCGUAUGGAGGCUCCACCCCACAUCUUCUCCGUCUCUGACAACGCUUAUCAGUUCAUGCUUACUGACAGGGAGAACCAGUCUGUCUUGAUCACUGGAGAAUCUGGUGCUGGAAAGACUGUGAACACCAAGCGUGUCAUUCAGUACUUUGCCACAAUCUCUGUUGGGGGUGGUGAUAAAAAGAAGGAAGCUGUUCCAGGAAAGAUGCAGGGAUCCCUGGAGGAUCAGAUUAUUGCAGCCAAUCCACUGCUGGAGGCUUAUGGCAAUGCCAAGACUGUGAGAAAUGACAACUCCUCUCGUUUUGGUAAAUUCAUCAGAAUUCAUUUCGGCACAACUGGUAAACUGGCUAGUGCUGAUAUUGAAACCUAUCUGCUGGAAAAGUCUAGAGUGACAUUCCAGCUUGAACAGGAGAGAGGCUACCACAUCUUCUACCAGAUGAUGACCAAUCACAAGCCUGAGCUCGUUGAAAUGUCUCUUCUCACAACCAACCCAUACGACUUCCCCAUGUGCAGCAUGGGUCAAAUCACUGUUGCUAGCAUUGAUGACAAAGAGGAGCUGGAUGCAACUGAUAAUGCCAUUGACAUCCUGGGCUUCACCGCUGAGGAGAAGGUCAGCAUCUACAAAACGACAGGUGCUGUCCUCCACCACGGAAACAUGAAGUUCAAGCAAAAGCAGCGCGAGGAGCAGGCUGAACCAGAUGGCACUGAGGAUGCUGACAAGGUUGCUUACCUGCUGGGUCUGAACUCUGCUGACAUGCUUAAGGCAUUGUGCUACCCCAGAGUCAAGGUCGGAAAUGAGUUUGUCACCAAGGGACAGACAGUGCCACAGGUGAUGAAUUCUGUUCCUGCCCUGGCCAAGUCCAUCUAUGAGAGAAUGUUCUUGUGGAUGGUCAUUCGUAUCAACCAGAUGUUGGACACCAAGCAAGCAAGAAACUAUUUCAUUGGUGUCUUGGACAUUGCUGGAUUUGAAAUCUUUGAUUUCAACACCUUGGAGCAGCUGUGCAUUAACUUCACCAAUGAGAAACUGCAACAGUUCUUUAACCACACCAUGUUCGUCCUGGAGCAAGAGGAGUACAAGAAGGAGGGUAUUGUCUGGGAGUUCAUUGAUUUCGGUAUGGACUUGGCUGCCUGCAUUGAGCUGAUUGAAAAGCCUAUGGGCAUCUUUGCCAUCCUUGAAGAGGAGUGCAUGUUCCCCAAAGCCUCAGAUACAACUUUCAAGAACAAGCUGUAUGAUCAACAUCUUGGCAAGACCAAAGCCUUUGAGAAGCCCAAGCCCGUCAAAGGCAAGCCCGAGGCCCACUUCUCCCUGGUGCACUAUGCUGGAACUGUGGACUACAACAUUGCUGGCUGGCUGGACAAGAACAAGGACCCACUGAACGACUCUGUUGUGCAGCUGUACCAAAAAUCUUCAGUCAAACUCUUGCCUAUUCUGUAUCCCCCGACUGUUGAAGAGCCCAAGGGUGGCAAGGGAGGCAAGAAGAAGGGUGGUUCUAUGCAGACUGUUUCGUCACAGUUCAGGGAGAAUUUGGGCAAGCUGAUGACUAAUUUGAGGAGCACUCAUCCUCACUUUGUGCGUUGUCUGAUUCCGAACGAGUCUAAGACUCCCGGUCUGAUGGAGAACUUCCUGGUCAUCCACCAGCUUAGGUGCAAUGGUGUCCUGGAGGGUAUCAGAAUCUGCAGAAAGGGUUUCCCAAGCAGAAUUUUGUACGGUGACUUCAAACAGAGAUACAAGGUGCUGAAUGCCAGUGUUAUCCCUGACGGUCAGUUCAUUGACAACAAGAAGGCUUCAGAGAAGCUUCUGGGAUCUAUUGAUGUCAACCAUGAUGAGUAUCGAUUUGGGCACACUAAGGUGUUCUUCAAAGCUGGUCUGUUGGGUGUUCUUGAGGAGAUGAGAGAUGAAAAACUUGCAACCCUUGUCACAAUGACACAGGCUUUGUGCCGUGGGUACCUCAUGAGAAGAGAGUUUGUAAAGAUGAUGGAGAGAAGAGAGGCCAUCUAUACCAUUCAAUACAAUAUCCGAUCAUUCAUGAAUGUCAAACACUGGCCAUGGAUGAAGGUGUACUAUAAGAUCAAGCCACUCCUGAAGAGUGCUGAGACUGAGAAGGAACUUGCCAAUAUGAAGGAGAAUUAUGAGAAGAUGACCAAUGACUUGGCUGCAGCUCUGGCCAAGAAGAAGGAUCUUGAGGAGAAGAUGGCUCGUUCUAACCUUUCGCGGUCACUUGACUUCCUGGAAUUCACCAACAACCAACCUCCAGCCAACCUCAAGGCUGUGUGA